Molecule: messenger RNA, 3519 nt
Organism: Gavialis gangeticus (Gharial)
Lineage: Eukaryota; Metazoa; Chordata; Crocodylia; Gavialidae
Gene: ARHGAP17
Product: Rho GTPase activating protein 17
Exons: 20
Coding region: 61-2724 (887 amino acids)
Biological process (GO): regulation of Rac protein signal transduction; signal transduction; regulation of actin cytoskeleton organization
Cellular component (GO): cytoplasm; cytosol; intracellular anatomical structure
Molecular function (GO): protein binding; GTPase activator activity
Source: RefSeq, a predicted model, not a curated record
GAGUAGUAGCAGCAGGUUUCCCGCAGUGGGGCAGGAGCCGGAGCUGGAGCUAUCGCCAUCAUGAAGAAGCAGUUCAACCGCAUGAAGCAGCUGGCCAACCAGACCGUGGGCAGAGCUGAAAAAACAGAAGUCCUGAGUGAAGAUCUGUUACAGAUUGAGAGACGUCUUGACACAGUGAGGUCUGUUUGCCAUCUUACGCAGAAACGAUUAAUAGGAUGCUUUCAAGGCCAGCAUGGUACAGAUGCUGAUAAGAGACAUAAAAAACUUCCUUUAACGGCUCUUGCUCAGAAUAUGCAAGAAGGGUCUGUCCAGCUAGCUGAUGAAACUCUGCUGGGGAAAAUGCUGGAUACUUGUGGUGAAGCAGAGAAUAAACUAGCAAUAGAGCUUUCUCACCAUGAGGUACAAAUUGAAAAAGAAAUCUUGGAACCACUGUUCCAACUCACAGAGGGAGAAAUUCCCAACAUUCAGAAGCUGAGGAAGCAGCUUGCAAAGCUGGUGUUGGACUGGGAUUCUGCUAGAGCCAGGUAUAACCAAGUCCACAAGACUUCAGGAACUAAUUUUCAAGUGCAUCCCUCAAAAAUUGAUUCCCUUAAGGAAGAGAUGGAUGAGGCUGGAAACAAAGUAGAGCAGUGCAAGGACCAACUUGCAGCAGACAUGUAUAACUUUGUAUCCAAAGAAGGCGAGUAUGCAAGAUACUUUGUCACGUUAUUAGAAGCACAAGCAGAUUACCAUAGAAAAUCAUUAGCAGUCUUAGACAAGGUCCUCCCUGAAAUUCAAGCCCAUCAAGACAAAUGGACAGAAAAACCAGCCUUUGGAACACCCCUGGAGGAGCAUCUCAAACGCAGCAGUCGUGAAAUUGCACUCCCUAUUGAGGCUUGUGUUAUGAUGCUCUUGGAAACGGGAAUGAAAGAAGAGGGCUUAUUCAGGAUUGCUGCCGGAGCCUCCAAACUGAAGAAGCUGAAAGCUGCAUUGGACUGUUCCACUUCCCAGCUUGAUGAAUUCUAUUCAGACCCUCAUGCUGUAGCAGGUGCCUUGAAGUCCUACUUACGAGAGUUACCGGAACCCUUAAUGACCUACAGCCUCUAUGAGGAGUGGACGCAAGUUGCAAAUGUACAAGACCAGGACAAGAAGCUGCAAGACUUAUGGAGAAUCUGUCAAAGAUUGCCCAAGCAUAACCUGGCAAAUUUCAGGUAUUUAAUCAAAUUCCUGGCAAAGCUCUCACAGAACAGUGACAUAAAUAAAAUGACUCCCAGCAACAUUGCGAUAGUAUUAGGCCCCAACUUGUUAUGGGCAAAAAAUGAAGGAUCUCUUGCUGAAAUGGCAGCAGCAACUUCAGUCCAUGUGGUAGCAAUUAUUGAGCCAAUCAUUCAGCACGCAGUUUGGUUUUUUCCUGAAGAAAUUGAUUUUAAUGUGUCUGGGGCAUUUGUCCUGCUUCCUGCUGUUAAUUCGAAUCACUUGUCUCACACUGGGAAUGAGUAUGAGUCGGGGACUCAGGAACGGAAGAGGCCGGUCAGCAUGGCUGUAAUGGAAGGGGAUUUGCUGAAGAAAGAAAGCUUUGGUGUCAAGGUUAUGGACUUCCAAGUGAAUCCUCGGAGAUGUGGCACUAUAAAUAGAAAGCACACAUCCCCAGCUUUCCAGCCACCGCUCCCACCUACGGAGGCUGGCACGCUGGCUCAGCCGGGAGCAGAGCAGCAUUUGCAGGGUGCUGUGGCUGAAACCAGCCCAGCGGGUGCUGCUUUUGCUCCCUCUGCUGGCACAGCAGAACAGUUACCGAGUCAAGGAAAUGAGGAUGUCAGUGCUGCCAAGCCCAGGGACACUGUGCCUUCCACGACUCCUCCACCUGUCAGAAACGGUGGGAAUAUAAGCACUCCCCAGCACCAGCCCCAGUCUGCCAGCGCCCCUAGCCAGCUUUCUGUUAACCCGCCGCAGAACGCAGCUGGGCCCAGCCCCCACUCGGUGAGAAGAGCCGUUAAAAAACCUGCACCCGCACCUCCUAAACCGGCAAAUCCACCCCCAGGACAGCCGGGAAGCCCAAGUUCUGCUCCAGCUGCUCAACCACCGUCAGUCUCUCCAAAACCAACUGCCAGAAGUCCUUCGCCUCCUGGUCAGCAUGCAAAUGUAGGGGCAGCCCAGACCUCUGCUUCUUCCCAAGUUUCUGCUCCUCGGAGAUACUCCAGUAGCCUUCCCCCAAUACAGGCACCCAACCACCCCCCUCCACAGCCCCCCACACAAGCUACUCCUCCGCUGCAGCCAAAACUCAACAGUCAAGCACCUUCUCCACAUGCUGUGUCUAGCACUGAGCAUGGACCCGAACACACGUCCUGUUCGCCGCCGCAGACUCCAACGCCUCCUGAUACACCCCCUCUAGGAAAGCAUCAAACUAGUUCCUCAUUAUCUCAGCCGCAGUCGUCUACCCAGGAAACUCCACAGUCUCCAUCUCCUCCUCAGACUGGCACGCUGCCACGGCCAAGGCCAGUACCCAAACCCAGAAACCGACCUAACGUUCCCCCUCCGCCCCAUCCCCCGGCCCCUCACUCGGCUGGAGACGGCGUUCUCACAAACCCCUCUCAAACUGCUUCCAAAAUAGUCACUGACUCCAACUCCAGUGCUCACGAACCACUUCGAGGCCCCUCUUCAGAGCUUCCUGCAGAGUCCGCGGGCAAGGAACUGCAAAACCAUCUCAUGCUGGACAUAGACAACGACACGGAAAGCACGGCUCUGUAAAGGAGACAAACUUUCAGCCCCUUCUGCCCUGGUGAGAAGCCAGUGAGUCGAGGCCUAACAGGGAAAAGCUUUUUUUGAAGACGUGGUGGAACUGAACAAAGCUUCCACUUCAGUGUUAUCGAGAAGGUAACAGCCAUCCAGAAGAAGUUUAAUGAUCUGUGUCUCGAUGCUGGCUUCCAAAAUCAGGAUGGAAAGAGCAGAUUACUGCAGAGACUUGCAUAGGAAGCUUAAUCGCUGCUAAUACAGUUGGCAUUAGCAGAAGUUCCAAAAGAAUAAAGAGCAGUCAUUAGCUACUAUUUAAAGUGCAUGUAUUAUGGAAAUAACCUACUUAUUUUGUCACGGUUUAGAUUUUUAUCCCUAGUCCUUAGACAUGGUAUUAAAACGGAGAUGCCUUGCCAGAGACAUUCCCCCUCACUGAUUUGCUGCAGACUCUUUGCUAAGUAUGAACCAAAAAAGCCAGAAUGCUGGUGGUGACUGCUGGUUAUCGGUCACCUGUCAAAACUGUGGAUGUAUUCUAGUGCCUUGAAGGACUGUCAUACUGUAGAAGGAAACUUACUGUAUUGUUAAUCAUUUCAUUGCUACCUUAAGUACUGAUCAUUAUCCUUGUUUCCUAGUUAUUUGUAUUAACCAUACCUACUUUUUAUGUGAAAUUUCAUAACCUUGGUUCAAGGUGAAACUGUGGAACUGUUUUUGCUUUCUUUCUAAAUCGGUUGAAUUGUGGAAGCAUUUUGAACGUGUUCAGAUUCAUCGGUUGGGUGAACCUUUAUAAAAUUAAAGAAUCCUUUCUUUUUGUCA